AGGAAGUGUAGGACGCGUCGAAUAAUGCCUACACUGAGCUGUAUUUGUGUUUGGACUUUACUUACUCGAAUUAUGGACAUAGUCAAGUCACUUUCGCGUGGACAAAACGUAACCGUUUAAAAAUAUUUAAACGCUAAUUUACAAUUCCUGAUGUUAUGUCGACAGUUUGGAGGGGAGCGUUAACAGUGGCGACUAACCGAGUGUGUUCACAUAGCGGCGCAGUGCUAAAGCUAGUUGUUACCACCCUGAAAUAUUAUACAAUACAAACUUUUUUAUAUAUAUAAAGGAUCUUUCUGAUUAGAAAAUAUGGUUACCACAGUCUUGGGAGUCGGCACAGGGGUUUUUGUCGUUGCUGCAGUUUGGAUUGUGGCUCUGAUACUUUGGAUGAUCCUUCUUCGAGCAUCUGGAUCAUUAAAGCUGGGAGUUAUCCCCGUUUUCCUCUUGGCUCUCACCAUCACCUUGGCACUGGUGUUUUUCCCUCGGACUCCAGAGACCCGACCUCCUUUCAAAGAGAUAGAGAUAGUGGACGGUCUGUUCAUCGCUCGCUACGUGCUGCUGGCUUUAGUAAGUGUUAUCUUUCUCAUGGCGUUGUUCAUGCUGCUCCCCUUUCAUUUUCUGGAGCCCGUCUACGCUAAAGCUUUGAGAACACACUAAAGUUGGCACUUGAUCAAAUCCGUGAUGUAAACAACCUCGAAGAGGAACCAGCAGGAGGCCCACAAUCAGAGACUUUCCCAUGGUCUACUUUUGGUGUGCCUUACAUCAUUAGGUUUGAUUUUAAACCACCUUCAUUAAAUGGCUCAAAGUAUCACAUUUAUCACAUCAAUAAAUAAAUGUAUGUCUUUAAAACAGACAUUUCUUUAUGGAUCCAUUUGUGUUUGAGUUGGUUUUAUUGGUAAAAUUAUUAUUAAUUUUUGUAAUUAUUUGUAUACAGGUCACUGAUGUUUAAAACAAAUAAAUGGGUGCAAUUGUGAAUAAAUGUUUUGUACAUUAAUUAUUCGGUUAUUAUUAUUUUUUUAAAUCCAACAUGACACUGAAAAUGAGACACAUGAAAUGUGAGGCUCACAACUAAUCCAACUAAAUAAACACCAGCACAGCUACUAUUUCAAAUGGUCACUAUUUAUUUAUAUAAUAGUGCUGUCAUCCUUUUUAUUAAUUCCAGUAAAUUAAGUUGUGUGCAUAUUAAAAAAUAAGGGGAAAAAAACAAAACAAAAAAAGGAAAAAAAGAAGACCCCUGUAUUUUGACACAAUUGCAAUUUUAUUAUCAGAUUGUUGUCCAGGAUUUUUUUUUUUAAAUGUUUUACUUGAAAGCACUUUAUUUAUUUGCUAGAACUUGGUAACAGUUGAUUUAUAUUAUGUUGCUCCCAUUCACAGUUAAAAUGGUAUAACUAAUAAACAUGUAAUAAUUUGUUCUACAUGGAGUGCCCGGAACUUUAAAUACGCAGAUGUAGUUUCCGCACGGCCACUGGAAUAGAGCGCACAUUAGAACGGAGGUGUGUGGGUGAUUUGUCUGGCGGCGAACAGUGGAGAGUAUUUAUUUUUUGAGUUAUUGCACAAAUGUUAAAAGUGCAAUUGCAAUGUUGAUGAUGUGCACUUAUUAUAAACAAGAAUGACGGUUAUGGAGAAAAAAUCUUUCUUGUUUUUCAACUAUUUACCCUAAAUUACACUUUGAGGCUAAAGAGUGUGUUUUAGCCGUUUAAUUGAACAAACUAUUCCAGAGAUUCUCAAUCUGUAGUACGUGUACCACUAGUGGUACGUGGGCUCUAUCUAGUGGUACGCGAAAAAUUUGAUUAAUUAUUUAAGUACACUGUUUUAUUUUCCUAUAUUUAAAGACACUGUUACUGUCCAACCUGUGUGUAAUGUUACAGUGUCACUGUUCAAUAAAACCUCUGUCUUGUUUUUAAUGUGAAGUGAAGUGAAUUAUAUUUAUAUAGCGGUUUUCUCUAGUGACUCAAAGCGCUUUUACAUAGUGAAACCCAAUAUCUAAGUUACAUUUAAACCGGUGUGGGUGGCACUGGGAGCAGGUGGGUACAGUGUCUUGCCCAAGGACACAACGGCAGUGACUAGGAUGGCGGAAGCAGGGAUCGAACCUGGAACCGGCCACUCUACCAACCGAGCUAUACCGUCCCAUGGAUAUUUAGGUCUAGUGUCUACUACACUACUGUAAUUUAAUAUUGGUCAUUAUGGUGGUACUUGGGGAGCCAAGUGUUUUCUAAGCUGGUACUUGGUGAAAUAAGUUUGAGAACCACUGAACAAUUCCAUAGAUUACUCAACACCUGAAGCCCUAGAAGGAGUAUCUAGAUUUAUAUUAUUUCUGUCGGGGAAAAAAGCCAACACAUUUUGGCCAAUCAGCGUUUUUGCCGAUCACAUUUGUCUCUGAUGGCCGUUUAAACGCACACGCCACACUUAUGUUUGUUUCUGGUGUAGACAAAGCCAAACCACACGUUGAUAACAAUAUAUGAACUCUUUAUUGC
Molecule: messenger RNA, 2471 nt
Organism: Nerophis lumbriciformis (worm pipefish)
Lineage: Eukaryota; Metazoa; Chordata; Actinopteri; Syngnathiformes; Syngnathidae
Gene: tmem218
Product: transmembrane protein 218
Source: RefSeq, a predicted model, not a curated record